Messenger RNA from Lacerta agilis (Sand lizard), 2461 nucleotides. RefSeq names its product carbonic anhydrase 13-like. The transcript has 7 exons. Gene Ontology annotation, molecular function: zinc ion binding; carbonate dehydratase activity. The record is from RefSeq and is a predicted model, not a curated record. Gene Ontology annotation, cellular component: cytoplasm. Bases 89 to 868 code for a protein of 259 amino acids. NCBI's taxonomy places the organism in Eukaryota, Metazoa, Chordata, Lepidosauria, Squamata, Lacertidae.
CGCUUGGUCCCUUGCCUCGUGGAGCGUCCGCCUCUCUGCGUCCUCGCUGCAGCGGCACCAGCCAGAGCAUCCCGUUAGGGGACUAGCCAUGAUGCACCACUGGGGAUACGAUGAGCACAACGGGCCUUCUCGCUGGAAGGAACUUUUCCCUCUCGCUACUGGAGACCGUCAAUCUCCCAUUGAUAUCCAAACCCAGACGACCAAAUAUGACCCCACUCUGCGUCCUCUCUACCCUAACUAUGACCCUUCCUCUGCUAAAGUUAUACUCAACAAUGGACACUCCACCAGUGUGGAAUUUGAUGACACUGAAAAUAAAUCAGUGCUGAGUGGGGGUCCACUCAUUGGAAACUAUAGGCUGCGGCAAGUUCACUUCCAUUGGGGGCCCAGUGAUGACAUUGGCUCUGAGCAUGCAGUGGAUGGGACAAAAUUUGCAGCAGAGCUCCACGUGGUCCAUUGGAACGCAGACAAAUACGCCAGUUUUGUGGAGGCUGCUGGCCAGGCAGAUGGAUUAGCAGUCAUGGCUGUUUUCUUACAGGCGGGUGAAUGCAAUUCGCAGCUGAAGAAAAUCACAGACCAUUUGGAUGCCAUCAAAAUUAAGGGUAAACAGCACAGGUUCACCAACUUUGAUCCUUCCUGCCUGCUGCCCCAUUCACUGGACUACUGGACUUACCUUGGCUCCCUCACUUCUCCUCCUCUUCUUGAAAGUGUCAUCUGGAUCAUUCUCAGGGAGCCUAUAAGCGUUUGCUCAGAGCAGCUAGCCAAAUUUCGCAACCUCCUGUGUACUGGUGAGGGAGAAGCCGCCUUCUGCAUGCUGAGAAACUUCAGGCCGCCACAGCCUUUAAGGGGCCGGGAAGUGAGAAGAAACUGAAGGGGAGGAAAAGCAAGGAUAAUUCAUAGCAAUGGCUGAUACUAUUUAGCAAGCGGAACCCAUUUUAAUAGGUUAUGUUAAGUUUUAAUGAUUUUUUUUUUUAAGGAUACCUUCUAAUUAGGUCUCAAUUUUGGUAAAUAGAAAGCAUUUUUAAGUCCUAGGUAUUUUGAGGGAGAGGUAUAAGCCCAUGCUUAUGUUUCUCAAGUGAAAUAGGCAGACCUUAAAAUGCUUCAGAUUUCCUGGAUUGUUCCCCUAAUUUUUAGCACAUAAUCCAUAAAUACGCUAAGGUAUUAUAAUUAAUAGAUACUGUUUUGUUGCUAUGUAACUAUGAUAGACAGGCACUCACGACUCAAUAAAAAGAAUAGGAUUUAUGUUGUAGUAAAUAAGAUUGGGUAUUGUAUUGUGGUUGAUUAAGAUACAGUUAGUUAUAGCAAAAUAAGAGUUUUUCAGAGUUGUAGCAGUUGAGCCAGUCUUGUGUUUUGUUUGGUAUGGUGAUGCUCUCUUAUCUAGGUUGGACAGAUAUCAGUUGGGAAUGUUAGUUUGGGGUGGCCCAUCUAAGGCAGAGGGUUAGACCAGAUGAUCCAUUUGGAUCCAUUUCAACUUGCCCUGGGUUUACCACUAGCAUUCCCACAUGAACACUCUGGGUGUCCUUUAGCAGAAACCUUAGGGGUUAAACCACAGAGGUUCAAACCCAUUUAAAUGCAUAGUAUAGAUGUGCUGUGAUCUGAUCAUAGAAAACCUGAGAUUCCUCCCAUCCCUCCAGACAUCCUCCACAGGCCCCCUUUCCCUGCCUCCUACAAACUGGAAGGGGGUGAAAAACAGGCCACGUUAUUUCCUAACUUCCUUGCCAGAGGCCAUAUCUAGAGAAUAAGUGCGACUUAGGUGUGGCUUAGAUAGUGACUUAGGAAUCUUCACUUACCUCAAAAACUGCCAAUUCCUUAGAAUUCUUGUAGCGCUGCAUCAUUUGCUUCAAUGCCUUAAGCCUUAAAAAAGAAAUUGAGGCCUUUUGAGCAAAGCACUUUUAAGGAGCAGAAGCCUCUGGUGGCCAAAAUGUGGAGCUGAGACCUAAUUAUAUACUACAAGGAGAAGUGUGGGUGCUGCUGCCCCACAUCUUCGUGGUCGCUAAUUAUCGGGGGUAAAGUGUAACAUGACAAUCAUAUCAGCAUUUUCCCACUCCAUGAAACACACAACCACCGAAGUGUCAGGGGAAGAGGUGUGGCAAUGCUAACAUGACAAUGUUUUUCCAUUUUACCUUUACUAGUAGAGACAUGAGUUCAUAGGAUGUGUGUGUUUGUGUGCGAUUGCAAGUUCAUGUUUGUAUGUCGGGAUGUUAAUGAUGCUUUGCCAAUGGCAUAUUUACAUAAAUAUAUUUUCAGUCCAGAGUUGUACCUAAUAUUUUCAUGUUGUCUGAAUGGCUGCAUGGAAGAUUCUAAAGUUGUUUGCGUCGUUGACAGGAAAACAGUGGAGCUAAAUUGGCUGAUUGCAUGUUUUCAUAUUAGAAGAAAUGGUGGGGGUGGGGGUUCUAAUAAUUUAUUAGCAAUAAAUUGAGUUUAUUUUGCAACUUUAUAUUUAUGAAAUAAAUAAAAGCAAGUG